AUGUUGUACAGCAAAGGAGCUGUUGCUGACAUAGUCAAAGAGCUUAUACAAGGAACACCAUUUUGGGAGGAUGGGAAAGAGCUAAUUUCAGCAAUGGAGCCAUUGGUAAAGGUAUUACGGUUAGUCGAUGGUGAUGGGUCAACUUCAGGCUACAUUUAUGAAGCAACAGAUAGAGCACGAAAGGCAAUUAAAGAACGAUGUGAAGAGGAUCCUGUUAAGUAUAUGCAUAUAUGGGAAUUGUUUGAAUUCAGAGCGAAAUCUAACCUGCUUCAUGAGGUUCAUGCUGCUGCCAUGUAUUUGAACCCUCUUUUCAUGUUUGAUGGAAAGAUUUCAUAUACUAAUGAAGCUGUGCAAGCUGCCUUGUCAUAUAUUUAUGACAAACUGAUUGAUACCACUGAAAGAACCAAGUUUUCGCAAGAGCUUUUACUCUAUAAUGGAAAACAUCCAAAGAUCUUUACAAGCAUCUCAAUAGAUCAAAUCAGUAAUUGUCAUCCAAGGGUGUGGUGGGAAGCAAAUGGAGGCUCUGUUCCUAUACUAAGAAAGGUUGCCAUUCGUUUAUUAAGUCAGCCGUGUAGUGCUUCAGCAUGUGAACGUAACUGGAGUGCUUUCGAUGCCGCACAAACAAAAAAGAGAAACAGAUUGGCUCCACAGAUGUUGGAAGAUCUGGUGUACAUAAGGAUGAACUCGUUAAUGCUGAAAAAUUCCGUGAACUUUGAGUUAAAAGAUAGAGACCCAAUUAAUCUUGAAAAUCUCGCAGAGUGGGACACUGAACUUGUUGAUGGCAAUCUGGAUGAAGCUAUUGAUGAAGGUUUUGUAGCCGAUGCUCGAAGUGACCUGAAUGCUGCUUGGAUGGAUAGAAUGUGUAGCGGCAUUGGGACAUCUUCGAGAAUGAAUUAUCGUCAUCAGUAG
Messenger RNA from Papaver somniferum (opium poppy), 909 nucleotides. RefSeq lists its product as uncharacterized. Lineage: Eukaryota; Viridiplantae; Streptophyta; Magnoliopsida; Ranunculales; Papaveraceae. Gene Ontology annotation, molecular function: protein dimerization activity. The coding region runs from base 1 to 909 and encodes 302 amino acids. The transcript has 2 exons. The record is from RefSeq and is a predicted model, not a curated record.